Vigna radiata var. radiata (mung bean) is the source of this 1866-nucleotide messenger RNA. RefSeq names its product cationic amino acid transporter 6, chloroplastic-like. Gene Ontology annotation, cellular component: plasma membrane. Gene Ontology annotation, biological process: transmembrane transport; amino acid transport. The record is from RefSeq and is a predicted model, not a curated record. NCBI's taxonomy places the organism in Eukaryota, Viridiplantae, Streptophyta, Magnoliopsida, Fabales, Fabaceae. The transcript is spliced from 5 exons. The coding region runs from base 23 to 1756 and encodes 577 amino acids. Gene Ontology annotation, molecular function: amino acid transmembrane transporter activity.
AACUCGGUGCUAAUACAUAUCAAUGGCUAACACUGCAAGCAAUAAGAAGACAACUCUGUCAAGUUAUUUCCAUUCCCUUUCUCAAACACCUCAAAGACUGAAAAAGAGAAUGCUAGCCACUUGGACCCCUGAUCAGGAACUGAACCAAGGGAGACAAAGGUCUGGAGCAGACAUGAAAAGGAGUCUCGAGUGGUAUGAUUUUGUAGCUCUUGGACUUGGUGGAAUGCUAGGUGUUGGUGUUUUUGUUACAACUGGUUCUGUUGCCCAUCAUCAAUCUGGUCCUUCAGUUUUCAUAUCCUAUAUUAUAGCUGGAUUAUCAGCUCUUCUCUCCUCCUUAUGCUACACUGAAUUUGCUGUUCAAGUCCCAGUAGCAGGAGGAGCUUUCAGCUAUUUAAGAUUAACCUUUGGAGAAUUUGUGGGGUAUUUUGCUGGGGCAAAUAUACUAAUGGAGUAUGUGCUUUCUAAUGCUGCUGUAUCAAGGAGUUUCACAGAGUAUUUGAGCUUUGCAUUUGGCCAAAAUGAUCCAAACGUGUGGAGAGUGAAACUGCAUGGAUUGCCAAAGGACUAUAACAUGUUGGAUCUCCCAGCUGUUUCUCUUAUUAUUCUUCUCACUCUCUGCUUGUGCUAUAGUACCAAGGAAAGUUCCAUGUUGAACCUCAUCAUGACAAUCUUCCAUGUGAUUUUCUUUGGAUUCAUCAUUGUGAGUGGUUAUUGCACUGGAAGUGUGAAAAACUUGGUCAGUCCAAAAGGGCUAGCCCCUUUUGGUGUGAGAGGUGUUGUAAACGGAGCAGCUAAAGUCUACUUCAGCUACAUAGGCUAUGACUCGGCUUCAACAUUGGCAGAGGAAAUCAAAGAUCCUUCUAAGAACCUACCUAUUGGAAUUGUUGGUUCAGUUCUCAUAACCACAGUGCUCUAUUGCCUUAUGUCUCUAUCUUUGUGCAUGAUGGCUCCUUAUAACAAGAUAUCAGAUAAAUCAUCAUUUGCAUUCGCUUUUGCUAAGAUUGGAGGGAUGUGGGAGAGCGACCUUGUUGGGGCAGGAGCAAGUUUGGGAAUAGUGGCUUCUCUCUUGGUUGCCAUGUUAGGCCAAGCGAGAUACCUUUGUGUUAUAGGAAGAGCACGUUUGGUGCCAUCUUGGUUAGCUAAAGUUCAUCCUUCUACAGCCACCCCAUUGAAUGCCACACUCUUUUUGGGAGUUUGCACAGGAUGUAUUGCUCUGUUCACUGAUCUUGACAUUAUAAUGGAGUUGAUCAACAUCGGCACGCUGGUGGUGUUCUACUUGGUGGCCAGUGCUCUGAUAUACCGUCGAUACGUAAUCACUAGUCACACCCCUCCUUUCUACACUCUCAUUUUCCUCUUUCUCUUUUCACUCAGUGCUCUGGGCUUCUCCCUUUCGUGGAAAUUCAAUCAGCUACGGUGGGGUCUUCCACUCUUUGGUGGGGUCAUGAUCACUAUCACAGCUUUUUACCAGCACCAGGUGCCUCAGACCCAUGCCCAACAUGCUGCUACUGAUUGGUGUGUGCCAUUCAUGCCCUGGCCACCUGCCCUCUCCAUCUUUCUCAAUGUUUUCCUCAUUACCACUUUAAAGGUUCUGUCUUUCCAAAGGUUUGCUAUGUGGGCAUGCUUCAUUACCCUCUUCUAUCUACUCUAUGGUGUUCACUCCACUUACCAAGCAGAAGAGAUUGAGAUUGCUGCUAAUCAAGUCAAUUCAAGCUCAACCAACGCACAAACCAAUAAGGUGGAAGUUCAAGUGCUAUAGUUACUGAAGCUUAGUUGCUGUGGCUUUUAAGUUUAAUUUAACUCUUCUCCCUUUCCCGGCCUUCAAACAACACUAAUAUCAGUUCAGUUUGUUAAUAAAUUACUGUUAAA